Messenger RNA from Microstroma glucosiphilum, 748 nucleotides. RefSeq lists its product as hypothetical. Lineage: Eukaryota; Fungi; Basidiomycota; Exobasidiomycetes; Microstromatales; Microstromataceae. The transcript has a single exon. The coding region runs from base 92 to 658 and encodes 188 amino acids. The record is from RefSeq and is a predicted model, not a curated record.
CGGGUGUGUGUGCAACUGAUCCCACCCACGCCAUUCGUCCUUUGUGUGUGUGUGUAUCCCUGCUUAUCCCUCCCCUCUUCCUUCACUCACAAUGGCCGACGACGACGACCUCUACGACGACCUCUACGCUCCAGACGCCGCGGACCAGCAGCCAGCCGCCGGUGACCCUUCCUCGGACAACCGCGACGACUUUGGCCUAGACGAUGAAGCAGUCGGCAGUGGGAAUCGUGAAGCAACAGCAGCUGCUACACAGGCAGGUACUUCAGCGGCAGCCAUGCCCGAUAGCAAGACCUCGGCGGUAGAAGGUAGCAGCAGUACCGGCAUCACUGGCGGAUCUUCAUCUUCUGUAGCCGGCAGCUUCAUCCCCCCUUCAUCUUCCUCGUCUUCGGCACAGCAGAGAUCCUCCUUCAUCCCUGCGCCUCAGUCCAAGGCCGGCGGCUCCUCUUUCAUCCCUCAGCAGUCUUCGAUACAAUCUCAGCAGCAGCAGCAGCAACAGCAGUAUCAGCCACAGCAGCAGGCUGGCAGUGGGCUUCCCGCCUCGCUCCAGCAGAGGCCUAAUCACUUGCCUCAACCUCUGGGACUCGGCGCUGGCAAUGCUGCUCACCAGCACAGCGCCAAUGGCGGGGCAGCCGGAGGAGGCGGCAACGAAGAUGGGUGAGUAUCGCAUACAGUCGCAGAUCAGAGAGGUCAGGGGAUCGCACCUCUUGUCCCCUAGCAGUCCCGUCCCUUCGUUCUUUUGUCGCACGUC